Messenger RNA from Aspergillus pseudonomiae, 1041 nucleotides. RefSeq names its product glutathione S-transferase family protein. Bases 173 to 832 code for a protein of 219 amino acids. NCBI's taxonomy places the organism in Eukaryota, Fungi, Ascomycota, Eurotiomycetes, Eurotiales, Aspergillaceae. The transcript has a single exon. The record is from RefSeq and is a predicted model, not a curated record.
GGCCCACGCAUAGCCCUAACAGAACGACUUGUAGCACAGCACCAAGAACAACUUGGAAACAGACUUGAAGAGAUAAAUAGUAGUUUCAGCCAUAUGAUUGUAGUAUUGCCUAACAGCAAUCAAAGCAAUAAGUCUAUCCAACCAAAGUGCUUCCACGGAAAACAUCCUGAAAAUGCAACCCAUCAUCCUCUACUCUCAUCCGUACGGCCCAAACCCCUGGAAGGUAGCCAUCAUCCUCGAAGAGCUAAACCUUCCAUACAAAACCCACUUUGUGAGCUUUCAAGACGUCAAAAAAGAACCAUUUAUCAAGCUGAACCCGAACGGCCGUCUCCCUGCCAUCGAAGACCCCAACAAAGACAUUACUCUCUGGGAAUCCGGUGCGAUCGUGGAAUACCUUCUCGAUAACUACGACACUGAACACAAACUCAGCUACACGGGCUUUGCUGCCAAAUACGAAACCAAGGCAUGGCUGCAUUUCCAAAUGUCAGGUCAAGGCCCGUACUACGGACAGGCAGGCUGGUUCAACCGCGCCCAUCCGGAACGUCUCCCUAGUGUCAUUGAGCGGUAUGGAAAUGAGAUCCGUCGUGUGACUGGUGUCCUAGACUCUGUUUUAAAGAACAGAGAGUGGUUGGUUGGGGAUAAGUGCACCUAUGUCGAUCUAUGCUUUAUGCCUUGGCAACGCUGGGCGUCGAAGUAUGCGACGGAUGCGGAGAAAUUGGAUAUGGAUUUCCCUCAUGCUGCGGCGUGGUUUAAGAAGCUGAGCGGGAGGCCUUCUGUUAAGAAGAUUUUCGCUGAUCAGGAUCGUGAGAUCGAAGAGUCGACGGGUUUGUAAGGAGAAUAUAUAGAUGGGUCAGGUUCUUUGCUGGUGCACAGUAGCCUCUUUACAUUAAAUAUAAUGUAUUUAACAUCAUAAGAUUUUUGCUGCAAUUUUGGCUCUUUGUAGUGCCCUGUAUAUUAUUAUGCCCUGAUUUCAUUCACCGUUUCAUGAUUUAAAUAACCCUUACGCCCAGUCGAUGAAUCUGUAACUUGGCAGAUAUGUAU